AUGUUUGAUAUUACGGGCGGACUUGUCACAUUUUUUGCUGUCAUUGCGAUCAGUUAUGCAUUCAGAAGUUACUUUGCCAAACCAAAGCUGCCCUCCGGUGUUCAGUUGCCACCAGGUCCGACUUCACUCCAACUCCUAGGCAGUGCGCUGGCAAGCGAUGCGGAUGCGCCUUGGGUUACUUACCAGGCAUGGGGCAGUCAAUACGGUGACAUGGUUCAUACCCGACUAUUUGGUCAAGAUAAAAUUGUUGUCAACUCGGAGGAAACUGCAAGAGACCUCCUCGAUCAUCGGUCACAGAAUUACUCUGACCGACCGGAGAUCUACAAUACUGCAUUCAUGCGAUACAGUAGCAGAUGGCGGCUUCACCGGAAGAUUUUUCACCAGUCCUUUCGACAAGACAUGAUACCCAACUUUCGGCUUAUGCAAGUGACAAAAGCCCACGAACUUCUAUUGAACCUCAUGGAGGAUCCUUUGCACUACGCAACACACCUUGACGUGUAUUCAGCUUCGGUUAUCGUAUCUGCUGUGUACUCGUAUAAUGCAGCACGCCGUGAUGACCAUAUGAUUGAGCGUAUGAUGAAGGGCUUGGAUGUCAUGAGGGAGAUGACACCGGUGACGGCUGUAUUUUUCAAUGCUUUCCCAUCCUGUAGGCCUUGUCAUCCAUUCCAUCCAGCAGUGCUCUGCCUCCCGUCUUGGCUGCCCGGAAUGCAUAUCAAGAGAGUAGCACCUUUAGCCAAGAAAUUAGUGUUAGACUUCUUGGAAACUCCAUUUGCCCAUACGGAAACGGCCAGUGUGUUGAUGAACUUCAUCCUUGCCAUGAUUCUGUACCCACAUGUACAAGAGAGAGCGCAUGAUCUUAUCGAGAGCGUGGUUGGCACGAGUAGACUUCCAACGUUCCAGGAUCGUUCAUCCUUGCCAUACGUCGACGCCAUUUUGCGCGAGUGCAUGCGGUGGCACCCAGUGUUCCCUUUCGGGAUCAUGCAUGCUGCUGUCGAAAGCGACGUUUACAAAGGUACUACGAUCAUCCCGAAUGUUUGGGCGAUGUGCCACAACGAAGAAAAAUAUCGAAACGCAUCUGAAUUCAAUCCUGACCGUUUCCUGAACCCGGACGGUACUCUGACAGACGAUACCGUGAGUAUCGUGUGGGGAUUUGGACGACGGGUUUGCCCUGGUCGUCAUCUUGCUGAAGCUUCCUUAUGGUCUUCAAUGGCCUGCUUGCUUGCGAUUUUCAAAUUUUCGAAGGCCAAAGAUGAAACUGGUGCAGAGAUUGAGCUCAAUCCACAAUGGCCUGUAAGACUCACUGUGCGACCCCUGCCAUUCCCUUGCAGUAUCACUCCGCGGAAUGCAGAAAUGGAUAUCGCGGCCUUGCAGUAUUUGAUUAGAGCCUCUGUGUAG
Messenger RNA from Suillus paluster, 1395 nucleotides. Its product is annotated as cytochrome P450. The coding region runs from base 1 to 1395 and encodes 464 amino acids. The record is from RefSeq and is a predicted model, not a curated record. Gene Ontology annotation, molecular function: iron ion binding; oxidoreductase activity, acting on paired donors, with incorporation or reduction of molecular oxygen; monooxygenase activity. The transcript is spliced from 10 exons. Lineage: Eukaryota; Fungi; Basidiomycota; Agaricomycetes; Boletales; Suillaceae.